Coregonus clupeaformis (lake whitefish) is the source of this 1518-nucleotide messenger RNA. RefSeq lists its product as uncharacterized. Gene Ontology annotation, molecular function: cyclin-dependent protein serine/threonine kinase regulator activity; protein binding. The coding region runs from base 1 to 1518 and encodes 505 amino acids. NCBI's taxonomy places the organism in Eukaryota, Metazoa, Chordata, Actinopteri, Salmoniformes, Salmonidae. The transcript is spliced from 11 exons. The record is from RefSeq and is a predicted model, not a curated record. Gene Ontology annotation, biological process: regulation of transcription by RNA polymerase II. Gene Ontology annotation, cellular component: nucleus.
AUGCGACCGAAUUCCCGGAUUGCCCUGGGUGAAGGAGACAGAGGUGGCAAGAGUAAGGGCUGUCCAGCGUGUCUACUAUCUGGAGGCGCUCUGAACUGUUGUGAGGGGGACAUCCUGCUCCUGUUGGAUUCAUCAGGAAGUUUGUCAUCCUACGAGGUCUCUCGCGUGCUGCGCUUCCUAUCCGAGCUGCUCCUCCCCUUCUCUCAGGGGCGGGGCCAGGUGAGGGUGGGGCUGCUGCAGGUGGGCACUGAGCCACACCUGGAGUUUGGUCUGGAUGCCCACAGCACCCAAUCUGGCCUGCAGGGGGCACUGCAGAGGACCAGGCAGAUCCAGGGGGACACCAACACAGAGGCUGCCCUCAGACUGGCUCAGGGGCAGCUAGCCAGAGCUGGGGCUGUGGAUGAGUUGCAGCUCCCCAAGGUGCUGGUGUGGCUUACGGAUGGGGUACAGCCGGGCACGGUGGCUGGACCAAUGGCAGAGCUGAGAAGGGCGUGCGUGUCUCUGCUGGCUGUCUCUACGGGACACAGGAACUACCAGGUGCUGCAGAGGGUGGUGACCCCGCCCAUCAAGUCCCACCAGUACUUUGUCGACAUCGAUGACAUCAGCAUCAUCACAGAGGACCUUAGGGAGGCCAUCAUUGAGGUGUUGAGCCCAGCAGUGGUCACAGUGUCAGACUCAGGUCCUGACAGGGUGCUACAUGGACAUCAGAACUCCACUUUGCUCACUGGUCUAGAGCCAGAGACACAGUACCUAGUUACUGUCAGAGCCCUGUACUCCACAGGCAAAGAGAAGGUGAUGUCUGUCAAGGCCUGCACUCAAGGGGGGGAUAAUUUAUACUCUGGAGUGAGCCUAACUUUAGAUAACUGUCUUCUGCCAUCGGAGCGACAACAGCAGAGUCCAUCCGCUGAGCAUGGGCUCUCCACGGACAUGGAAGAGCAGCUGCGAAUGCGGGGCUGUGAGUUGAUCCAGGCCGCGGGUAUUCUGCUGAAACUCCCGCAGGUUGCCAUGGCCAUGGGGCAGAUCCUUUUCCAGAGGUUCUACUACUGCAAGUCGUUUGUCAGACACUGUGCAGAGAUGGUUGCAAUGGCAUGUGUGCACCUGGCUUCGAAGAUCGAGGAGGAACCGCGGAGGGUACGAGACGUUCUCAACGUGUUCUACCACCUCAAGCACAGCAAAGGCAAAAGGACCCAGUUCCCCAUGCCUCUGGAUGCCAGCUACAUCAGUGCCAAGGCUCAGGUGAUCAAAGCAGAGAGGAGAGUGCUGAAGGAGCUGGGCUUCUGUGUGCACGUCAAGCACCCCCACAUGAUCAUUGUGAUGUACCUCCAGGUGCUAGAGUGUGAGAAGAAUACUAAACCUGCUCCAGAUCUGUUCUGCUCAUCUCUCUUUGUCCUAGCAUCGCCUGCUGUACCACAGCCCAACAGGGAGUCUCCCCUGAAUCAAGUCGCGCUAAAAAAUGCCUGCCGGAAACUCGUUAACGGAGACGAGUAUGUAUUCUUCCUCUACUGGAGAAGAAAAUAG